Cotesia congregata is the source of this 1320-nucleotide messenger RNA. Lineage: Eukaryota; Metazoa; Arthropoda; Insecta; Hymenoptera; Braconidae. The record is from the annotation of a GenBank genome assembly.
AUGUCUGAACGUUUGUCUGCGAAUAGCCGUGACGUAAUAUCAAUCAUAAUACCAGAAGAUCCAGACGAUAAUUUAAAUAUCGACCAACUGACAUUGGACUUUAGACGUCAACUUGGACGACUUAUACAACGAAGUCGCUUUAAUAAACUAGAAAACAACCGUUUUCGCUAUGCGCCAAAUGAUACAACAACGUUGCUAAAACAAAAAAAAACAUUAAAAGACCAUCGUCAAAAAUUAAACAUCGACAGAUAUUUAAUUUCAAAAUUUGAUCGAAGAACUGAUAGUCGUUAUAAUAGACAAGGUACAAAGCAACCAUUUUAUCGGAGUAAUUUAUUGAAACGUUUAUCGUCAAAAAGGCGAGGUAACGUUUUGCAGAAUAAACGAAAGAUGCGAGAAAAUAAAUGGAGGCAUAUAAAUAACUUCAGUCAAAGUAGGUUGGUCAAUAAUAAUAUUAACAAAAAUAACCAAAGCUCAUUAGAUGUUAUUGAUGUGGAAAAUAAUUCAGUAAAUAAAAGAAAUUCUUUUGCGUUUAAUUACCGCAAACGAAAGUUACAAAGUAACAAAGUAUUGUCGAAUAACAAAGUCAACAAUUAUAUGAUUUUGAACCCUGAGGAUGUAGAAUUUAGUACCUUGCAAAAAAGUAAUUCCAUUCCUGAUUGUUUAAGAAAAAUCGAUGAAAACGGUAAGGAAUACUUAUUAUGUUUUAAUGGAUCAGCGAUUAAUUUAUCUGAAACAAUGAUGAGAACUAUCAAAAAUAAAAAUUAUAUUUAUGAUAGAGAGAAUAAUGUUAACACUAAUAAUCCAUCAUUGAAUGAUAAAUCUCAAAAAAAAGUUUAUCCGAUAAAUAUACAGGUAAAUGAUUAUAAAGAAAUUGAAAAAAUUCUACAAAAUCCAGAGACCAUUUUGAAGCGUAUAAAUCCGUUAGAUAUAGAAAAAAAUAAUAAUAUUAAUAUUAAUGAAAUUAAUAACAAAAAAAGUAGAGGGACUCAAAUAGAUGAUAAUUCCGAAAAUAAUGAUAUAAUCAAGUUGAAGACAUCAAAUAGUCAACAAUUAAAAACAGAAGAUUAUUCAAACGAUCGGGUGAGUGAUUUUCUAUCGGAUAAUGCAAGACAUUAUGAUUCAAUUAAUAAUCAAGCGACUUAUCUACGGAAUGCUUCACAGUUAGACUUUGAUAAUAAAAAUUUUCCGCUGAGAAUUUCAAGAUCUGUUAGUAAUAAUCAAUUUUCAAAAACACCAAUGAUUCACGCACGACAACGCAGUGAUAAAUUAAUUAAGCAUAAAUUACCUGUAAAAAAAUUUUGGACUGUUGAAGAAGAAUAA